Molecule: messenger RNA, 1925 nt
Organism: Pocillopora meandrina
Lineage: Eukaryota; Metazoa; Cnidaria; Anthozoa; Scleractinia; Pocilloporidae
Source: the annotation of a GenBank genome assembly
GUCCAGUCACAUUGUGUCAGGAUAAAUUCGUCUUCAUUCAUGAUUACGAAGUACUGACAAAGAGUUUAAAUUUAGUGGACAUAGAUCGUUCAAAGCAUAUAAAAGGGAAGCUUUGUGAAGCGAUAAACAAUUUACAAAACUUCCAGAAGUCCUGGAAGAAACAAGAAGUUAAGUAUCUACAGAAGAAGUUCAAAAAGAAGACAGCAUGGCUUUUCCUUUCCCAUUUCCAACCUAUCAACCAUGCAAGUAAGUUUAAAAAAAUCCAUUAUUAUUUGAUAAUGCAAGAGGAAAUCAAGGAAAAAUUGACCGUUUUCAAUGUAGUCCAAAUUUCGCAAGGGCUUAGCUUUCGUGGAAGUGAUAUUAUGACGGAAUUUAAUCUUUCCAUUGUGGAGUUGUGUUCGAUUUUUCGGGUAGAAUAUUUUCGCCUGAAUUACGAUUUGAUCCACGCCUUACAGCAAAUCUUAGAUUCUCGUCUAUUUCUUAAAUUUUAUUGCAUCUACGUAAAAUGUAGAUGCAGUUCCAUAAAACUGGGAAGACGUUCACUGUAGCGAGGCGGGGGAACUAAUCUCGUCAAACACACCUUCUUAGACAAAUUUAAAUUCUCUUCUUGUGUCAUGAAAUCUUGAGGUUUUCACCAAACGAGACAUGUAUUUCAGGAGGGUAACCACGCCUCACGCUGGUUUAUAACUUCACGAAUCGCGCUCGCCUUUCUGUAAAAUUCGCGCGUCACAUAUCAACAUUCUGGCCUUAAUCACAUGUUGCCUAUGAAUCCUUUGCCACCCUCACGUGAGUAUCUUGCAUUUUCGAUGACUUAUUCCUUUCUUCAUCUUAAAGUUACAAUAGUCCGGUGCCUGGAUGGUUCGACUUUUUCCACGAGCUAUGGAAAGAGAUGGCUUUGGCGUGUGAACAAGAAGUCGGCUACUGGGUGCAGGAACAGUCUAACAAGGGAACGGUGAAGAUUGCAUCUGUGCUACUUAGGCACUUCAAACCUGAAAACAUCGCUCUUGAAAUAGAUAGCGACAAGGUGAUCCUACAUGGAAAGCACCAUUCAGAGAGAGAAGAUGGAUUCAACACAAGCGAGUUCAAGAGGGUCUUUCCACUUCCGCAAAAUGUCGAUCCAACUACUGUGACGUCACGCAUUACUCAAGAUGGCGGCGUCCUCAUCAUAGAGGGCUUAAAGCACGUGGAAGAGAAAGAGGAUGACGGAAAAUUUGAGACCAAGUUGGAUGUCGGUGGCUUUAAGCCAGAAGAGAUAAAGAUUCAGCUGCAUGGAAAAGAGUUAAUUGUCAGUGGAGAACGCAAAUUGGAAGAUGGCAGGGCCAAUCGGUCACGUGGCUGCAGUCACUGUAUUCUGCUGCCCGAUGACGUCGUCGUCAGUUCAGUAAGAUCACGCUUGUCAAAAGAAGGUCUGCUGACCAUUGAAGCAUCACGUGACCCCGCCUUAAAGCCGCACGAGAGAGCGUUUGAUGUCGUCCUGGAAACAAAUGAAUCAGGGGAUGAACCAAACCCCUUCACCAGAGAUGAACCAGAAGAGACCAAACUAGAUUAGAACGAGUUUGUAAGAAAGAGAAGACAUAGUAUAUGAAUCUUAUUGAUGAAUGUUGGUACAGUUGAUUAACUCAGGCAAGGAAAAUUUGAUGAAAAUUAUUUUUUAUCAAGGUCAUAUAUGAUGCAAAUAACAUAUCUAGUUUGAUUUUACAUAUUUGACAACUUUUGUUAGAAUCAUAUACUUCAAAGGUAAAAAACAAUAUGAAAGCAUUGUAAAUGAAGUUAGCAACAUUACAGGGUAAUUUAGUAUUAUCAACUGAGUGGCUACCAUAGAGAGUUUAGAAGCUGACAUUUACCCCUUUAUUCAGUAUUAACAGUACAGUUUAUUUUUACAAAUGUAACUUAUUUUUGGCUGUUUUAAAGUUAUUUUAGCAAAG